Molecule: messenger RNA, 4086 nt
Organism: Hyla sarda
Lineage: Eukaryota; Metazoa; Chordata; Amphibia; Anura; Hylidae
Gene: CXADR
Product: CXADR Ig-like cell adhesion molecule
Exons: 7
Coding region: 189-1295 (368 amino acids)
Biological process (GO): homotypic cell-cell adhesion
Cellular component (GO): bicellular tight junction; intercalated disc; basolateral plasma membrane
Molecular function (GO): cell adhesion molecule binding
Source: RefSeq, a predicted model, not a curated record
CGGGGAGUGUCCGGCCGGAAGUGACGUCACCGUUCACCUGCUGCUGGCUGGGCAGAGCCGGGAGGCAGCCUGGAGUGAGCCGGGGAGACGACACUGCGCUGGGCGGCUGUACCUGAUACCGUGUACCUCACACCUCACUGCGGACACUAAACACUCACUGCCCCGGACGGAGCGGAGAUUACCGCGGGAUGGCUUUACUAGUGCGGUUCUUGUUCAUCAUCCUGAGCUGCGCCUUGUUGGACGCUUUAGAGAUCCUUCCAUCAACCAAUAAAUAUGAUGGGAUACAAGGCGAUAGCAUCGUUCUGGAGUGCAAGUUCACUCUGGUGCCAGAAGAUAUAGCAACGUUGGAUAUUGAAUGGUUAUUGGUGGCACCUGAUGCCCAACAAUCAGAUCAGAUGGUAAUUACAUACAAUGGAAAAUCCUAUCCUCAGGCCGGGCCGCUGCAGGGCAGAGUGGACUUUGUGUCCCCUAAUCCUGAAGAUGGCGACGCAUCCAUAAAAAUUACUAACUUGAAGCAAUCCGAUGCUGGUACUUAUCAGUGCAAGGUAAAGAAGCUCCCGGGAUCGCGGAACAUGAAAGUGACGCUGAAUGUCUAUGUCAAGCCUGCAAAAACGAGAUGCUAUGUUGAAGGAACGCAGGAGAUCGGACGAGAUCUUGAUCUGAAGUGUCAGACCAAAGAAGGGUCUUUACCGCUCACAUACAACUGGCAGAAAAUCAGCGGUCUGGAAAAGCUCCCACCAACAGCAACCGUUGAUUCAACAGGAGGUGUACUUACUAUAAAAAAUGCUUCUCAGGAGUAUAGCGGUACAUACCGAUGCAUGUCCAGAAACAAAGUCGGCACAGACGAAUGCAUAGUCAUCCUCAACAUUGUGCCUCCUGCUAAUACGGCUGGUAUUAUUGCCGGAGCGAUCAUUGGGACCUUGUUGUUCCUUAUUGUAUUGGGAAUUUUGGUGUUUUUCUGCUGUAGAAAACAGAAGGAGAAAAAAUAUGAAAAAGAAAUACAGCAUGAAAUCAGAGAAGAUGUGGCACCUCCCAAAAGCCGUGCUUCAACUGCACGUAGCUACAUAGGAAGCAACAUUGGAAGCAAUCACUCAUCACUAGGUUCUUUGUCCCCAUCAAAUAUGGAUGGUUACUCCAAGGCUCGAUACAACCAAGUACCCAGCGAAGUGAUGGAGAGGCCACCAAGCAACACACCAAACUAUGUACCGCCUAAGGUAGCUGGUCCAAAUCUUAGUAGAAUGGGAGCCAUCCCUGUCAUGAUCCCAGCACAAAACAAGGAUGGCUCAAUAGUUUAAGUCCUCGCUUGAUCUUGUGAAUAAUAAGUUGUUGUCUUGGCGUCCUCAGACUCUACAUUGGUCUUGUUACUCCCUUACAUUCCAUAAGGACACCUCACGCUGGCUUGAUAUGGAGGGACAGCUCCACUCUUUCUUUGCAGUGAUAUGGCUGGCUCCGCACAUUUAUUAUUCUCUUUUAUAGACAUAUCACAUUAAGAUUAUUUUUUUUUUCCAGUUAGUAAAAACAAUUCAACCAGUUUCGGUCUAUGGGGGGGGAUUGGGCGCACAACUUGAAGUGAGCCAGUAUGUCCUAGAUUUCUGAUUUCUCUCAUGGGAGGUACCAGUCGAGUAUUAGCAUUUUUAUGUAUAGAUGUAUCAUUUUGUCUUUCAAUGAAAUGUAGUGUACAGAAGAUGAUCUUGUUUUCUAGAAAAGCCUUUGUCCGUAGCAUGACAUGUAUCGGAGUUGGUGUAAGUGCAAGAAUGAUGCUUGUUGCGUUCUUAUUUAUUUUGCUUCAGUGCUGACAAUGCAUGGUAAAGUCACUGGCAUGAAUCCUGGCAUGAAACUUUAGCUUCUGGCUAAUCCAGUAGGAUAUGAAGAGAUUGGUCAUUGUGGACGUCCAAAGCUCGGAGAUAAAAAAAAAAAAAAAAUAAUAAUUUGGCUAUAUAUGCCACUUAUAGUUGGUCAGUCAUCUAGAUUGUACAGGACAUGUGGCAUCUUUGUUCCUUUCCAAUGUCAAAGUAACCUUAUAUAUGUUGAUUUGAGACCAUUGAUUAAUGAGAACAUCAAUUUGGAGUUGGGUUGGAAACCCCAAUUAGUACUUUACAAUGUAUACACAGUCCUGGAGUGUUGGGCCUGAGGAAUGCACCAUGUAGUGAUGUCUUUGGACGUACAUCUUUAUAGGUAGGUACAGACGUGGUAAACAUUGACCCUUCUCAUCGAUGAUCACCAUAUCUGUAUUGGAAUAUAAUUUUGCCAAGUUCAGGGAGAUUUCCAUAGCUUUCUCACUGGCCGGGUCUUGGUGACCAGCUUUACCGUUACAGUGAAUUCAGUCAGUGUCGAUAGUCCUUUUUCUUAUUGCUGAUCCAGGUCUUUGUUUUACCGAUUGGCCAAAAAGUUAGUUCGUCUGUCUAGUAGUGAAGGUUGGUUAGAUUAUAUUACAUAUUAAAGGGGUACUCCACUGCCCCAGCCUUUGGAACAUUCUGUUCCGAAUGCUAAGUGCGGGCUGCGGUGGUCAUGACGUCACACCAUGCUUCCUCAAUGCAAGUCUCUGGGAGACUCCCAUAGACUUGCAUUGAUGGAGCGUGGUGUAACGUCACGACCACUGCAGCCCGGAUCCGGUGUUUGAAACUAAAUUUUCCGAACGCUGGGGCAGUGGAGUACCACUUUAAGACUCAUAGGUGACUCUGUAAAUACUGUCCUUAGUCAGGGUUGUUCCAGUACCACCACAGAUCUUUUAGGAAGCGCCACAGCAAAUGUUGUGCUAGUUGAACAUUUGCCGUAAUAUGAAGCCAGUUUCACAACUGCUCCAGAUCUGCCAUGUCGCAAUCUCCGUAAGAUGGUGCCUUUAUAAAAAAAAAUGAACCUUAUGCAGGAAUGUAACUCCGUGACCACACUCGUGCCUACAUUUGUCUUUAAGGUGCUUUAAAUGUGAAGGCACAGUCUUCAAGAUGGGAGCCCACCUUUCUAUGAUUGUCUCUUUAUUUUCGCCAUUGUCAUACCCAGGAUAUAUAUUCUAAAGACUUUUAUAAUUGGGGCCUUUGUAAGGCUUCGAACCCUCUAAUGUUCUUGAGUAUGACAAUGGCUUGAGUGUGUUUUUCUGCUCUUCUUGGCACAGUUUGUCAUUAAAUGGUAAAAAUCUUCUAAAAUAGUGGUGGCCCUAGUCUUGUUAAUGGGCACUGUCUGGGACUGCAACUCUCUUAAAUACUGUGUUUAGCUGCAAAAGCAGGCACAGCCCAUAGAUAAGAUUUGGCAUACCGUAUUUCUGGGAGCACUUGAAUACGUGGGUCAAUAACCUUUCCUCAAUGUGAAUUCCGGUUGAACUCCACUUUUCCACCCAAUUGCUCCCCUAUCGGUCAACUUCACUAUAAUUUGAUUUCUUAUAAAAUAUGAUGGACUGUGCCAUACUUGCUCUAAAGUGUAAUCUUGUGGGGAUUUAUCAAGACUGAUAAAUGAAAAGCGGAGACGCUCACAGCUACCAAUGGGAUUUGAUGGUCACAACAUUGGUAACUAUUCCACUUUCCCUUCGCAUCAAUCUUGAUAAAUCUCCUCCAUUGUGUUUUGUCUGAUUCAUCAGUUUUUAAUCCUUUUAUUUUAAUUUUAAAUUUUUUUUCUGUUACAAAUGUUUCACAAGUUGUAAAUUUGUCUGAAUAUUUAAAAAAAAAAGUUUAAAUGAAAUUGAAGCUUGUUUGAUUUUUCUUAAGACCUGAUUUGCUGAAUUCCCAAAGUAAAUAUGUAAAUACGAAAUAAUUUAUCAAUGGCCGAUCUGCUUUGAUGUAGUGACUGCAAGGAAGCCUCAUACGGCAAGCAGGCGAGUCUAAUGAAUCAGUGGCCGGCUCUUCACAUCGCAGUUGGGUCACAGUUUUUACUUGGACAGUUUUUCUUCAAAACAAAAAGUGGACACCGUGACCCAACUGCAGUUUGUGGACUAUUCCUUGAAGGGAAUGUCUACCAUUAAAUACCUUUUUUGUGUGUGACCUUUUCUGAUACAAAGUUGCAAAUCCCCUUUAAUUUUCCUUUAAAAGAAAACUGUCAGCUUGCUCCCCCCACACUAACCAGCGGUACUGGCUGGUAGUGCGGGGGACGCCGAUCAGU